AUUUAUUUGUCGUCUGAAUACUUGUGGUUUGAUAGAAAUAUUUGUGUUGCGGUCUUGCAGAGGUUGUCAUAAACUGUGUUUAAGCACUUACGUGAAAAUGGAGGAAUCUGAGAAAAGAAGAGAAAGGCUAAACGCAAUGCGAACAGAAGCUGCCCAAACACGAGAAACGACCCACCCUCACAAUUCAUUAGGUGGCCUUUCCAACCCUUUAAUUGAAAGUGAAUCUGCAUCUACGGCUCCCCUUCACCAUACUUCUCAAAGAUUUGAUUUUUACACGGACCCCAUGGCAGCAUUUUCCGGAAGCAAAAGGAGGAACAACAUCUCCCCUCAGUUCCCGCAAACACGUUACAACACACCCCCUCAGAGACCUCUUUAUGAAGGUAUGUUACCACCGCCGCCGGUUUAUCAGAAUACACAUGUCAACGCUCCAGGUCAGAGAAUAUUGCCUGUACCGGAACCCUAUUUCAAUCAGGGCUCGCCGCCCCAUUUCAAUCAGGGCCCGCCGCCACAUUUCAAUCAGGGCCCGCCACCCCAUUUUAAUCAAGGCCCCCAUUUCAAUCAAAGCCCGCGACCCAAUUUCUAUCAGAGCCCGCAACCCCAUUCCAAUCAAAGCCCGCGACCCCAUUUCAAUCAGAGCCCGCGACCCAAUUUCAAUCAAAAUCACGUUAACUAUGCCACUCCACCCAAUUUCCCUCGAGGUGGUAAUAAUUUCACCAGCCCUAGUUUCCGACAGGGGGAUUCUUCCCAUACUAAUUACGGUCGAGGCAGAGGUGAGUACAAUAGUAAUUCCCACAACAAUUCUGGAAGAGGAGGCAGAGGUCGAUCACAAGGCAAUAGAGGGGCAGGUUCGCACAAUUCAGUCUCGGCAGAUCAACGGCCGGAUUUGUAUUACAGAAAAGAAAUGGUGGAAGAUCCAUGGAAGAUGUUGACACCUGUUAUUUGGAAGGGAGUUGAUGCCCUCGGUUCUGAUCAAUCAUGGCUUCCAAAAUCCAUAGCGGUGAAGAGAGCUAAAGUUUCUCCAGAAGCUGCAAAAACGUCGAUUUCUCAGCAGAGCCUUGCUGAGUAUCUUGCUGCCUCUUUCAACGACUCGACCGAUGAAGCUGUUGAUGAGCAGCCAGAUUUGUGAAGGAUAAAGUGAGGCUCUCUCUCAUUCUCUCUCUAUCUCCCCGAAUUAUAAUAUGUGUGUAUGUAUAAUAGGAGAGACCCAUGACAAAAACUUUAACUUUUAGCAGGAUGAGAAAUUAGCUUUUGGAAAAAAUGAUAUAUAAAAAUAGAAUGAGGAGAUUUAUUGAUCAGGUAGAGGUUUAUUACAUGUUUCAUGUAAUGAUUUUGUAGGGGUACCUUUGAUUCUUGGGCAGCUGUUCUAUGUUUCUUAUUUACAGUAUAUGUACUCUGAAUCAAUCUGUAUCGUAUUUCUCUUCAUGCUCAGAAUUGCAUGUAAUAACAAUUUGUGCCUGAUAGAAUGUUGCAAUUUUCG
Messenger RNA from Erythranthe guttata (spotted monkey flower), 1477 nucleotides. It is a transcript of the gene SIC, whose product is annotated as hydroxyproline-rich glycoprotein family protein. NCBI's taxonomy places the organism in Eukaryota, Viridiplantae, Streptophyta, Magnoliopsida, Lamiales, Phrymaceae. Gene Ontology annotation, biological process: miRNA processing; mRNA splicing, via spliceosome. The record is from RefSeq and is a predicted model, not a curated record.